Messenger RNA from Symbiodinium natans, 258 nucleotides. The record is from the annotation of a GenBank genome assembly. NCBI's taxonomy places the organism in Eukaryota, Dinophyceae, Suessiales, Symbiodiniaceae.
AUGGUGCAGGGCCUCUUUGCGAUGAUCUUUGGAGCUGCCGUCCUUAGUCUUUUGAGUGAAGCACAGGUCUUUCCGAGGCGCUGCGUAUGCCAGACCGGCUCGGGGAUCUAUGGCUUGUGCGAGGUGUGGCAGGAUUGCCGGACGGUCAUUAGCUUCAUGAUGGGCGCGAUGAUAUGCCACUGCACGAAAUGCUCCAAAGGAGAUGAGGACCACGAGCCAAGCGGGAGGAAAGGCCUCCAUCUGUCCAUGAUUUGGUGA